Messenger RNA from Emiliania huxleyi CCMP1516, 520 nucleotides. RefSeq lists its product as hypothetical. The record is from RefSeq and is a predicted model, not a curated record. The transcript is spliced from 2 exons. The annotation marks the transcript as partial. Lineage: Eukaryota; Haptophyta; Isochrysidales; Noelaerhabdaceae.
GCUCGACGUCGCAUUCGCCGCCCUCGACGGGCACUUCCGCGCCCUUGUCGCGCCGCCCGCGCCGCCGCCGGACAGAGCCCACGACGACGGCGGCAACGGCGGCGGAAACAACGGCGGCGGAAACGGAAAGGGCGCCGCGCCGCCGGCGGUGCCGCUGGCGACGCUGAUUCCAAAGCUGAUCAAGCUGCCGGCGUGGGUCUUGCCCGACCCCGCAGGGCAGCCGCCCGCCGCCACGCCAAACGGCUCCGCGCAGCAGGCGACCGCACCAAACGGCGGCGGCCCUACCGGCGGCGGCCCUGGCGGCGGCGGCGCGACCUUGGGUGAGGCCGCCAUGUCCCUCGUCUCGGUUCCGUCGCUCGGCGAGCUCUGCUGGAGCUUGUUCCUCGCUGCGCCUCCCGACCGCCCCGCGCAACCCGCGCCUCCUCCCCACCGGGUAGAGGCCGAGUCGCGGCCAGGCCCAAGGCUGGACCCGGCGCUCGAGGCGGCGCUGGAUGCCGAGCUCGCCGCGGAGCUCGGCUGA